Molecule: messenger RNA, 903 nt
Organism: Coprinopsis cinerea okayama7#130
Lineage: Eukaryota; Fungi; Basidiomycota; Agaricomycetes; Agaricales; Psathyrellaceae
Exons: 2
Coding region: 1-903 (300 amino acids)
Source: RefSeq, a predicted model, not a curated record
AUGGAGAAGCCAAACGGCCCUCGUCAACAACCACCAGACAAACGAAACCAGGCCUACGAAUCCAUCUUUGGUCGUCCAGGCGUUCACCACCACCAGGCCGACUAUCCCCAAAAUGCCUACCCACAAUACGCCCCCUACCCUCCUUCGCAAAACCAGGCCUACCCUUAUCGACAGCAAUCUCAUUACUCAAAUGCUGAUUCCCGGUCGUCGUUUGGCUCGUCCCACUCGGGUUAUCAGCCCUAUAUGAGCCCCCCACCGCAGCUGGGACCGCCGCCCCCUCAGGGUCCUUACGUUCAGCCCUACCACCAACCUAUCGUCCAGCACCCUCAAUAUCCAGGCUACGACCACCCUCCAGGCCCUUAUCAACAACCUCCCCAACAUAUUCAGAGCCCGUACAACUACUCGGGCAAUUUAGCUUUACCUUCAAAUCCCCAAUUAACUCGUGCCCGAUCCCUGGUCGGCAAUGGCGGACCCCACAUGAACCCUCCCGUCUCUCAUUUCCAGGAACCCCCAGAUAUGAUCCAAUCUUCCUCGUCGCACCCGGCGAUGACCCCGGCCCAGGCCUACCAGCACCAAGUCUACGCCAAUGGCGCUCGGCAUCAACCGUCUCCCGCCCCACCCGCUCAACAGCAAGCGGAAUGGGGUCGACCUCGUUCAUCGCCCAACGAAAUAAAUCGUCGUCCGUCGUUAACUCACAGUUUGCAUCACAACAGCGGAGGCUCGACGCGUUCUUCCGAACCACCACGCCUUGGCGUUAGUCUGGAACACGAUGAGGGGCGAUUGGGAAUUGAUUUCGGGACCAACGGGAGUGGUAACAACAGUGACCAGGGAACAGAUGCAGAGAGUGAACUCCCUUACGCGAGAAGUGAUCAUUCAGCAUACGAGGUCGUCUUCCAUGGCUGA